Conger conger (European conger) is the source of this 1532-nucleotide messenger RNA. It is a transcript of the gene trdmt1, whose product is annotated as tRNA aspartic acid methyltransferase 1. The record is from RefSeq and is a predicted model, not a curated record. Gene Ontology annotation, molecular function: methyltransferase activity. Lineage: Eukaryota; Metazoa; Chordata; Actinopteri; Anguilliformes; Congridae. The transcript is spliced from 11 exons. The coding region runs from base 87 to 1280 and encodes 397 amino acids.
GUCAUGCACUCGGAAAUCUAGGGGAGGGUACAGCGUUAAGUACACGUGUUCGUGUUUAUGUCACUUAGCCGGGACGUUUGGCAAUCAUGGAACAACUUCGCGUCUUAGAACUGUACAGUGGUAUUGGUGGGAUGCAUUAUGCGUUGAAAGAGAGCCGCGUUGCAGCCGAGGUGACGGCCGCCAUCGAUGUCAACACCACGGCCAACGAGGUCUAUCGCCACAACUUCCCCGAAACGCCCCUCUGGGCCAAGACCAUCGAGGGUCUGACCCUUGACCAUUUCAACAGGCUCGACUUUGACAUGAUUCUCAUGAGCCCUCCGUGCCAACCCUUCACCAGAAUUGGAUUGCAAGGUGAUGUGUCUGAUCCCAGAACAAAAAGCUUUCUGUAUAUCCUCGACAUCCUGCCGAGAUUGGCCAAGAGGCCUCGGUUCCUGCUUCUGGAGAACGUGAAGGGCUUCGAGACCUCCUCCGCCAGGGAUGCUCUGGUAAAGACCCUGAAGGAUUGUGGGUACAGCUACCAGGAGUUCCUCCUCUCCCCGACAUGUCUUGGGAUUCCGAACUCCAGGCUGCGCUACUUCCUGAUCGCUAGGGCGUUGCCGGGGUCCUUCUCCUUCCUGACAACAACAGAGAUCCUGGAGGCGUUCCCUGAUUCCGCAGACCCCGCCCCGGACCCCGCCCCUGACCCCGCCCCCAGCCGCGCCCCCGGCCACGCCCGGGGCCUGAGCAGCAGUGACGAGGCAGGGGAGGGGCGUGUCCUGUACAAGAUGGAGACCGCGCGGGACCUGGAGAGGAAGAGGGGUCAGGACGCAGACGAGUCCGUCCGGAGGAUCCAGGAGUACCUGGAGGAAGAGGAGGAGGAGGAGGAAGAGGAGGGUGGGGUCGGGCGGGGCAUGGGGCAGUACCUCCUGCCCCAGAAGACCCUCCUCCGCUACACGCUGCUCAUGGACAUCGUUCGGCCCACCUGCCGGAGGUCCGUCUGUUUCACCAAGGGAUAUGGUCACUAUGUGGAAGGAACCGGCUCUGUUCUGCAGUCCUGUACGGAUGCCAAGGUGGAGACGGCAUUCGCGGACCUGGACACGCUGACGGACGAGCAGAAGCUCCAGCAGCUCUCCCGGCUGCGGCUGCGCUACUUCAGCCCCCGCGAGAUCGCCAACCUGAUGGGCUUCCCCUCAGACUUCAGCUUUCCGGAGAAGACCACAUUGAAGCAGCGCUAUCGCGUCCUGGGGAACAGCCUGAAUGUCCACGUGGUGGGCCGGCUCAUCGCGCUGAUGGUGGGGUGACUGAGAACGGGGUGACGGACAGCUGUGUUGGCACGGCAACGAGGGUCCGGCGCAAAGCGCUAACCGCUAACAGCGGCCUGCAGACGUCACCUGACCUUUACCCACAAUGCAGUGCUGCACGGGUUCAUUCCGCUCCCUGCCUCCCAGGCAGGAGACGGAUUGUUAUAAUUCCUAAGUUUGGAAAAGUGAGACGAGUAGUUGCUUUUGUACAUUGUAAAUGUAUUUAAAAUAAAAUGUUAUAUUUUUGCAAAA